Mucor mucedo is the source of this 1575-nucleotide messenger RNA. Its product is annotated as anthranilate synthase component I. The transcript has 3 exons. Gene Ontology annotation, biological process: L-tryptophan biosynthetic process. NCBI's taxonomy places the organism in Eukaryota, Fungi, Mucoromycota, Mucoromycetes, Mucorales, Mucoraceae. Bases 82 to 1575 code for a protein of 497 amino acids. The record is from RefSeq and is a predicted model, not a curated record. Gene Ontology annotation, molecular function: anthranilate synthase activity.
GAGCAUAAAUAUGAGAACUGAGUUUUUACGAGAGAUAAACCCCAAUUCUCUCUCUUUUUCUUUCCUAAAACAUCCCAAAUCAUGUCCUUGAAAUUAAAACCUACACUCGAAGAAGUCCAAGCUAUUGUAUCUGCUGGCAAAGGAAACACCAUUCCUAUUUAUGCUGAAUUAGAAGCUGAUUUUUUGACACCUGUUUCAGCCUACUUGAAAGUCGCGGAUCGUUGCGAUUAUUCAUUCUUGUUUGAGUCUGUGGAAGGAGGCGAAAACAUUAGUCGUUACUCAUUUAUCGGCUCAGAUCCUUACAAGUUGAUCAAGGUGGGUAAAGAUGAAGCUGUUCAUGGCGAUCCUCUUGUCCCCAUUCAAAAGGAGUUAGCUGAUAUUAAAUAUGUCAAAGUGCCCGGACUCCCAAGUUUUACUGGUGGUGCUGUGGGUUACAUUGGUUUUGACUGUUAUCAAUAUUUCGAGCCAAGUAUUACAGGCGACCUUGAUGAUCCUUUAGGUAUUCCUGAUGCCAUUUUCAUGAUGUGUGAUACUCUCGUCAUCUUUGACCGUGUGCGUCAAAUUGUCAAUGUCGUGUCUCAUUUCCGUAGUGAUGCUACGGACCCUAUUGAAGUAGAAAAGGAAUACACUAAGGCAGCGGAAGAGAUUGAAACCACACUUUCACUCUUAAAUGAAGAACGUAUCCCUCGUGUUCCUCAAGGACCGGUUACUUUAGGUAAAGAAGCCGUAUCUAAUGUGGGUGAAGAUGGUUAUAAGGGUUUUGUAAGUACCUUGAAGCAUCAUAUCAAGGAAGGUGAUAUCUUCCAAGCCGUUCCUUCUCAACGUUUAGCUCGUCCUACCGACCUUCAUCCAUUUAACGUGUAUCGUCACUUGCGGUCCUUGAAUCCCUCUCCUUACAUGUUUUAUAUGAAUUUGAAGGGAUUUACUAUUGUCGGUGCUUCUCCCGAGAUGUUGACUAAAGUACAAGAUGGCAUUGCUUUCACACAUCCUAUUGCCGGUACACGAAAGCGAGGAAAGACCCCUGAGGAAGACAAGGCUUUAGCUAAAGAUUUAUUAAGCGAUCCCAAGGAGCGUGCCGAGCAUGUCAUGCUGGUUGAUUUAGGUCGUAAUGACAUCAACCGUAUUUGUAAACCCGAAUCAGUCAAGGUGGAUAAAUUGAUGGAAAUCGAGUUAUAUUCUCAUGUCAUGCACAUUGUUUCUAAUGUGUCGGGCGAAUUACGUGAUGAUAAAACUCCAUUUGAUGCGUUCCGUGCCAUCUUCCCUGCUGGUACUGUGUCGGGAGCUCCCAAGAUUAGAGCAGUUAAAUUGAUUCGUGAAUUGGAAAAGGAAAAGAGAGGUAUCUAUGCUGGUUCAGUGGGUUACUUUGAUUACUCGGGUGGAUUAGAUACUUGUAUUGCUAUUCGUACUAUGGUUUUUAAAGAUGGUGUGGCUUACUUACAAGCGGGUGGCGGUAUUGUCUAUGAUUCCGUUGAACAUGAUGAAUACAUUGAGACCAUGAAUAAGAUGGGCUCUAAUUUGGCUACUAUUGAUCAAUGUGAACGUAAAAUUUACGACCAACAACAGGCUAAGCAAUAA